AUGUGUGCGUUGUCUUCGAGGAAGUCGCUUCCGUCUGCUGGAUCGAAGGCUUGUCCUCACCGCGGACAUCCGCCGCGUUUUUCGUCCGAUUCCGCCCGUCAGCUACUUGGAACGCAUUCCGGAGAAAAACGCGAAUCUGAUGCGCCACCAGCUGUACAUACACCCGAGAGUUCUGCGUGGUCAGCCCCGGCGUUUGGCCGCUGCGUUCUCUGCGAAUCUGCGACAGUUUCUCCGCUCUCGCGGCUCGUUCGUCUCGGCGAGUCGCGCAGAACCGCUUGCCCAUCCCCUCCCGUCUCCCGCGCCCCGCCACCCAAAAAGCCAGCCGGCCUCGCACGUGGAAACUUGGACGCCUUUCGCGUCUUCCCGACUCCGACCGACUCGCCCGCUCCCGUUCGCGAGCGCCUCGCGACUUCCACCAGUCCAGAAUCCCCAUCCAUUCCGGCAGGCUCUUCUGCGCCGCCGCCCACCGCCUGCCGUGGUGGCUCUGGGUGUCGCCUUCCCGCGCUCGCGGGACCUCUUCCGGACGGGCGUUCAGCGCGAAUCUCCCCUUUUCUCGGCCUUCCCCGAAGCAUGGGAAACGCACAGGGCCUCGGCGACAGUCCGACGCUCCGGGCCGUGCAUGCAGAGCCUGUUCUCGCGGCCAGGCGCCCUGCUGCCGGUCCGGAGUCUUCAGGAGGAGGCCAGCCGCGCUCGAGUGUGAUCGCUUCUGCACUCGCCGCGUUCGGGAACUUCCCGCGACAAAGAGAAACGCAUGCAGACCGACAGCGGACGCCCGCCCAACAUGCAGGGUCCACCAUGUACAGACGGUUGGAGCGCGAACGAGUCCAGCUUCUUCGUGACGCCUUCGACGGACUGAUCUUCCUCGCCCCCCAAGAGUACAGACAGCUCCCGUGCUCCUCUGAGGAAGACAGCCGACCUACGUCUUCUUCGUCUUCUGCUUCCUCUUCUCCACCGUCUUCUUGCGCGUCAGCCUUCUCCUCCUCGGAGGGUAUGUCUUCUGCUCGGCAGCGAGUGCUCGCCGUCCUUCCUCCCCAUCUGACAGACUACUCGAUGAUGGACACCGACCACGACGGCUUCGUCUGGUACAUUGCUCUCGAAGGCGCCGCGGGGACCUUGUACGAGAAAGAAGUUUUUCUUGUCCGCUUCCGGUUCUCUCCAAAGUACCCCAUUGAGGCCCCCGAAGUGACGUUUGUGCCUCCGUUUCUGCCCGUUCAUCCUCACGUCUACUCGAACGGCCAUAUUUGCCUCUCGAUCUUGUACGACUCCUGGUCGCCGGCGCUCGGCGUCAGUAGCUGCGGGAUGUCUCUCCUCUCGAUGGUCUCGAGUUGCCGCCAAAAGCAGAAACCUGCGGACGACGAUGCGUACUGCAAAGUCUGGGGAUCGAAGAGUCCGAAAAACGUAAAAUGGGUAUUCCACGACGACCGGAUCUAGCGGCCGAGCGAGCGAGCCGAACGAUGGAGGCGGGGGAGAACGCUGAGGGAGCGGACGCGAGACCGGCAAGAAUGCGGCCGAGAGCCGCAGGGUGAAAGAGAGGCAAGAGGUGGAGGAAACGCGGAGCGAGCGCAGCUGCGCAAGCGCCGAGGCAAGACCGUCGCGCAGUGCAGUCGAAACAGGUGCAGAGGUCCGCGAACAGGAAGCAGAUGGAGUGGAGAGACACCCGCGACGCCGAGGGGAGCGUUUAGGUGAAAGACUGUGAGGGCGCCUGUAAUCUGGCAGGAGUUCCUCAUGUCGCUCUUAUUUCUGCGCUUGCAGGUGUGCUUCGUCCUGCGCGCCUCGAACCGCUCUUGUUCUCAUGCGCCGACGAACAGUGCCGUCUGUUUCUCGACGCCGUUGGAAAGGGCAACUAGUUCUUCUUCAGCGAAGAGAAGCUUUGCUCGCUCUGGCGG
Toxoplasma gondii ME49 is the source of this 1886-nucleotide messenger RNA. RefSeq names its product ubiquitin-conjugating enzyme subfamily protein. NCBI's taxonomy places the organism in Eukaryota, Apicomplexa, Conoidasida, Eucoccidiorida, Sarcocystidae. The transcript has 3 exons. Bases 1 to 1431 code for a protein of 476 amino acids. The record is from RefSeq and is a predicted model, not a curated record.